Molecule: messenger RNA, 3512 nt
Organism: Biomphalaria glabrata
Lineage: Eukaryota; Metazoa; Mollusca; Gastropoda; Planorbidae
Exons: 19
Coding region: 738-2363 (541 amino acids)
Source: RefSeq, a predicted model, not a curated record
AAAUAAAGGGAAGUGUUGGGGAAUGAAAGCCAUUCUCACUGCGGGUCGUUUUUAAAGUAGUAGAUAUCGCAAGGGUAUUUUUGAUUAGUUCAGCCGUCUCCAUAGAGACCGUGUGUUUGUCUGCUGCCAGCGGGUGUUGUUGGUGCCAGAUUUUUUCACCGCGCAUAAGUCGAUUUAUUUUUUAAUCUUGGCUAAAAUGUUAUGUUAAAUUUUGUGUUUGAUAAGUUAAAAGAAACAUAUAGCAAUAGGAGUAGUCUCUUUUUUAAAUUUAUGGCCAACCUGGUACUGUUACUUUCUAAGGCUAAGAAACAGGAUUACUUGUCCGCCAUGUUGUAACAAGCUAUUUCGGAGUUUCGUCAAAGAAAAUAAAACAAUAAUAGCUGCGAUAUAGACUUUGCGUAAAUAUAUUGUACACUGGCAGGUAGAGACCAAUACAUAAUAUAAAGUUUCAAUAUUGGAUUGAAUGACAUGUUGUAAACAUUGAGUGAAGAUAAGAGGCAGUGGUUGUUCGCUUGUUACAGCUUCAAUAAAUUCGUAUACUCUUCACGGACACAAGAAAUUGUGUAAAAUAUUUGUGUAACUACAGAUCCACUGGAUAAUUAGAUCUACAGCUACACACUUAGAAGUCAUAAAAUUUAAGUUGAACUAAACUAGACAACGAAAGAGAGAAACUACAAAGGCCAGAGAGUGAAGCAUCUGAAAAUGGCUACGAAAGCCAACUCAAACUUCAACAGGCUAUGCUCAGGAGGCAAGAACUUCUAGACAAAAUUAGACAAGAGCAAUUAGACGACAAACGACCUCGAACCUACACACCUAGAAGGCGAUACACACCAUCUUUAUUAUUACCUCCACCAUCAAGGCGGUCCCUGCCUGACAUAAAUACCAAACAAUAUCAUUUUGGUUACUACGGCAACGGCAAUAAUAAUACUAACAACACUGAUAUGGCCCAGGUGAAACAUAUCAUAGAGCACCAGUUUAAACAAGCCCCACAGCCUAGUUACUCACUCCCCCCAAUACAGACACAGGCUAUACAGCCAAUCGUUCAGCCCCUAAUUUAUUUCCCACAGCCUGUGGCCCAGACUGAAUUAGUUCAAAUCCCAGCCGUGCAUCAAACGUUGGCCUAUCCUGCACUUACAGUACGUUCUACAGACAGGAAGGACACUAUGUUUAAUAAAUCAGACUUUAUGGACAUGAUGAUGCUUCAGAAUGCACAGAUGCACCAUAUGGUGAUGCAGCAGAUGAUGUUGCACCAGCUACCAGGUGCUCGCCCAGCUACCAUGCCAUUUGUAGAGCCAGCCGCUCCUGUGGCACUGAUGCGGCCAGCCCCAUCAGUCUACCAUCACCACAUAAACAGUCAACCAAAUUUUAUGCCGCCCAUGGACUAUCGGGGUAUGGGUGGUAAUGGUGGAUAUUACGGUCGCAGUUUAGGGCGACGUCCAUUCAACCGCAGAUCAAUGCCACCCAUAGGGAACAGGGCGCCUGUUGAUUCUUACUCUUACAGGACACCAGUUGUCAGGACGGAUAAUAAAGGAGGUGCCAGACCCAGCAGUGUUUUCCUGUUCGGUAUUAUACUCAAAGAGAUAGUAGCUGCCUUGCAUAGAAUUUAUCUGAACCCAAGUGGAAACAUCUACCCGGUCAUGCAGGACAUCAUCGGCCCUGGUGCCCAGGAUUUGAGCCAGCUCCUCUACGCUCCAGGACCAGCGCAGGACGGGCCCAGAGGUCGUGGUAGGGGCAGAGGUGGUGGUGGUGGUGGUGGUGGUGGUCGAGAUGACCCCAGGGGUCAGCUGAUUCAGAUCCUGCAAUACGUCAUCGAGAACUUGAUCUACCAUAUGACGGAGAUUAUGCCAAAGACUGGAGUGCUGGGGACACACAAAAAGGCGGCAGUUUUUGAAAUGAUCAAGAGCGGGAAAAGAUUUCCCGACGGCUACUUUUGGCAGAUAGAACUGGACCGGCUUGAGUUUGACGGCAACGGACGGACAGUCAACGUGGGCAACCUGGAGGCUUUCAUCCUUCUUGUGGGCAUUUUUCUAUCCAGAAGCUUCAUCACAACACUUCUGAUGAAACCAGUGGACUAUGGUCUGUCCAACGAGACGCUGAGCGACACAGCGGAACGUAACCUGAAGAUACUGGCCAGUUGUUUGCUGUUCCUUGUACGCCGUGUGUCCGUCAGGAGAGAGUCGCCGAUGCUGCCCAUGCCCGGUGAGGUGGCCAGGUACGUGUUUGCUGACGAAGAGAUGAGGCCGAUACAUCUGAGACUAAGGCGGACCUACGAGUACUGUGAGAACUUGCUGCGGGAGUGGGGCUCCGAAUACAUCAAGAGACUCCGACAGGCGGGGACCACCACCACGACAACAACAACCUAACAUCACCACCAUCCUCAUCAUCCCCACCAUCACCAUUGUCUCCUAGCAAGCGCAGAUAACUUCUGUACUUAACACGUUAUUGAAGACUCCCAGACAAGAGUUAUCCAACUUUUCUAGCUUUCCAUAAUAAUAGAAACAAAAAAUGACAACACAUUGUAACUAAAGUCAAAAGUCACACAACAUUUCUAUUGGUCCAUUAUGUCUAAUAGUUAGCACGAGCUUUCUACCUAAUACAACAGGGGUUCUCAACCUGUGGGUCGCGACCCCUUGGGGGGUCGAUUGACGAUUUGCCAGGGGUCACUUAGACCUUCGAUAAAUGGAUUGUUUUUUGUCAAUUCUUCUAUUGCUGUGCAAAUGUGGGUGGGUAGGGGUCGCGGAAGAGUGGGGAGUUGUAAAAAGGGGUCGCCGAGCUUAAAAGGUUGAGAACCGCUGUAAUACAACGUAGUAAUAUUUGUUAGUGACCUAAGAAGAACUCAAUAUCUUGAUUAAACAUUAUAAUCUUGCAAUUACUUAACCGCUCUGAUUAUCUCUAGUGUUCCAGCUUCUAAUAACGCAAAGGAACAUUUUACACUAACCCGGAUGUAGUACCAAUGACAUUUAACCUAUUUGUAAACUCGAUCGCCAUAUGUCCAUUACACGCUAUAGAAAUGAUGUUGAACCUGGCUGUAUUAUGUACAUAGGAGAUUGUUUGAAUACAUUUUUAUAAUUACAUUUGUCACCAUCGUGUGUUGCGUGAGAAUAUUAUGAUGUAAUAACAUAAUGUAAUUAUAGGCAUGACCCUUUCAAUUUGCAUAAUAAGAGUGAAUAACUUUUGUAAAACUUAGAUGAUUGAAUCCGUUACCUAAGUUCACACAUAUACAUUAGCAUAUCGUUUUGAUAUAGUUAUGCAAGAAGUCUAUACAUUUUGUUAUCAUUUGUAUGUGAUAUGAGUAUUGUUGGUUUACUUAAGUGUAUCUCUUUAGUUGAAGAUGUAGUGCUCGAGGUUACAGGUUUCAGACUGUCACCACGAAGGUGUCGAGUUUGAACCCUGCCCGAAUCACACAAAAAAAGCUAACAAGUGAGUAUAAAGUUCAAAUAGAUUGAUAAUGGUAUAGCACAGCAAUGAAUACAUAAUCGGAGUAAAAGGGGGAAAAAUGUAUAUCUGCAAAA